This is a messenger RNA of Tuber melanosporum (Perigord truffle), 1662 nucleotides long. RefSeq lists its product as uncharacterized. NCBI's taxonomy places the organism in Eukaryota, Fungi, Ascomycota, Pezizomycetes, Pezizales, Tuberaceae. The record is from RefSeq and is a predicted model, not a curated record. The coding region runs from base 1 to 1098 and encodes 365 amino acids. The transcript has 2 exons.
AUGAGAAGCGGGAACAUCGUUAUCAUGCAGUCUUAUUAUACAUUUGUGCCAAGGAGGAGUCCGUCAACCAUUUGUCACACUGCUAUGUAUCGCAUCAGAGCUCGCCUUACUCCAGUAGAUGCUUUGCGCCAAUACAAUGAUACCGGCCACAUUGCACAUACACCUACACCCCCGGUCGCCGCGAGCAAACCGAUAGCCUCAACCCGACGAGAGCACGCCAUGCCUUCCCUGCCCAAAAAAUCCGUACGCAUCGCCCCAGACACUACUCUCUCCAAAAACGAGCGAUUGGAAGCCCUCCACUCCGCGCGCAUCGUCCUGGACAGCGUCUCCACGGAUUGGGUAUUCACCCCGCCGCCCCCGCCCGGUCAACCCUCGAAAUUCGCACUCCAACGAAGCGGUAGUCUAGGGUCCUGGCGUCCCAACGCUGCCAGCUCCCCGCUCGCAACCUCCCGCACGGGCGACUCCGACUCGGAAGACGCGGGCUCCGACUCGUCCUUGGACCUGGACCUAGACCUGGAGGAUAGCGUUGGGGCAUCGUCAUACAGGAGAGCACUGACUCCGCCGCCCAAGCCGAAACGUGUAAAGCAGCGGGGCGCGGGAACCUCGAGGGAGGGCGUCUGGCGGAGGAGGGAGGACGACAGCGACGUCGAUGCUGCCAACAUUGUCAAGCGGGAGAGCGAGAGCGGACAGUACCCCUUCGAGAGCCCGGACGACGUGCCCACGCCGGAGAAAUUGCGGGAGCGUGUGAAACGGGAGAUGGAGGCUGAGAUGGCAUGGAACGAUGGGUUGAGAUUGUUUGUCGCCAGACGGGAUGCCUGGACUGGCGCUGUGGGGGAUGAAGUUCCUGUUCGAGAAUCGAGGUUUAAAGAUAACCCCCUGACAAACCUGGUGACUCCCCAAGCAUACCCGCAAAUCUAUAGAAAAGUGGUUCUCGAGGGCGCGACCCCACCGGUACCCAUCGCUCUACCACACAUGAUUAACGCACUCGUGGAGGGCUGGCAAUGCGACGAUAUGUGGCCACCAAAACCAAGCAGGCCAGAACCGAGCAUGAGGAAGAAGACAGGUGGGGGGAUUAAGAAGUUUAUGGGUAUCAGUUGACUAGCCGUCCCCCCCACCACCUGCCCAGAAUGCAGGGCGGGGGUGGGGGUUGUGAAGUCGAAGUUGUAGUUGUAGUUGUAGCCUUUUUCUUCUUUAUCUUCAGUCCAUUGGUUUGUUCUUGGGAUGGGAUGGGAUUGGAUGAACGGACCGGGAGAUGAUUGAUUUUUUAGCGGUCACUAUGAAUGAAUGAAUGGAUGGACGGACGGAGGAGCCAGAGGGAGAUCUUGUACUUUACUAUACCUACUACGCCAAUCGCCAGACAUGAUAGAAUUUACUUCACCACUCCCCCCCCUCCUCCACAAAUGAUAUGAUAUGAUCUUCAACUCCCGCACCCCACCGUGAACCCGCAACAACCCAGCCCGUUACAGCCAAUACUACCCUGCCUACGUACAUAUUCCGCCCCGGCGGUCUACCGGUACAGUAUCAUAAAUAAGUAGUGGAUGCUACUCGAGUAGUAGGAUCCAGUUUGAUCGUAGUGAGUUAGGAUAGGCAUCGGUAAUGCGUAUUAUGGGGUGUUGUGGUGUUGAAGUUGAAGUAGUGGGGACGCGGGGGGGUAUUUGGUAU